Messenger RNA from Triticum turgidum subsp. durum (durum wheat), 1296 nucleotides. The record is from the annotation of a GenBank genome assembly. NCBI's taxonomy places the organism in Eukaryota, Viridiplantae, Streptophyta, Magnoliopsida, Poales, Poaceae.
AUGCGGUAUGCACGGUUCCACAUUUGGAGACGGGAUCCAAAAAAUCUUUUCCUCCACCACCACCGUGUGUGCUCGUGCCGGGCUUGCCUCGAUGCCCUCUCGUGCGCUCGCAGAGCAGAAGUACAUUGCAUCAUGGGUGCCGGCGGCAGGAUGACAGAGAAGGAGCGGGAGCUGCUCGGCCGCGGCGGCGCCAGCACGACCUUCCAGCGCUCGCCGACGGACAAGCCGCCGUUCACGCUGGCCCAGAUCAAGAAGGCAAUCCCGCCACACUGCUUCGAGCGCUCGGUGAUCAAGUCCUUCUCCUACCUGGGCCAUGACCUCGUCAUCGUCGCGGCCCUACUGUACGUGGCGCUGGUCUGGAUCCCCACCCUCCCGAGCGUGCUGCAGCUGGGCGCCUGGCCGCUCUACUGGGUCGUGCAGGGCUGCGUCAUGACCGGCGUCUGGGUCAUCGCGCACGAGUGCGGCCACCACGCUUUCUCCGACUCCUCGCUGCUCGACGACAUCGUCGGCCUGGUGCUCCACUCGUGGCUGCUCGUCCCCUACUUCUCGUGGAAGUACAGCCACCGCCGCCACCAUUCCAACACGGGCUCGCUGGAGCGCGACGAGGUGUUCGUCCCCAAGCAGAAGGAGACGCUGGCGUGGUACGCCCCCUACAUCUACAGCAACCCCGUCGGACGUCUGGGGCUCCUCGUCGUGCAGCUGACCAUCGGGUGGCCGAUGUACCUGUCGCUCAACACCUGCGGCCGCCCGUACCCGCGCUUCGCCUGCCACUUCGACCCCUACAGCCCGAUCUACAACGACCGGGAGCGCGCCCAGGUUUCCAUCUCGGACGUCGGCGUGCUGGCCGUGUCCCUCGCCUUGUCCAAGCUCGCGUCGGCCUUGGGGUUCUGGUGGGUGGUGCGGGUCUACGGCGUGCCGCUGCUGAUCGUGAACGCGUGGCUGGUCCUGGUCACCUACCUGCAGCACACCCACCCGGCGCUGCCGCACUACGACUCGACGGAGUGGGACUGGCUGCGCGGGGCGCUCGCCACCAUGGACCGCGACUACGGCAUCCUCAACCGCGUGUUCCACAACAUCACGGACACGCACGUGGCGCACCACCUCUUCUCCACCAUGCCGCACUACCACGCCAUGGAGGCCACCAAGGCGAUCAAGCCCAUCCUCGGCGAGUACUACCAGUUCGACCCCACCCCCGUCGCCAAGGCCACAUGGCGCGAGGCCAAGGAGUGCAUCUACGUCCGGCCCGAAGACCGCAAGGGAGUCUUCUGGUACAGCAACAAGUUCUCUGCGCCUUAG